AUGUUGAGACGAUUCAAGAUUUCCCCACGCCGUCACCCACUGAAUUCGCCAUGGCGACUCUCCUUCCGCUUCCUUGCGCCACUACCCACGGAUAAGCAUGGGCGACCAGGCCUGCAGCGUGUUUUGAUUGCAAAUAGAGGAGAAAUAGCUUGUCGAGUCAUCAACACCUGCCGCCUUCUAAACAUUGUCUCAUCGCCGUUUACGUUGACGACAGACGAAUUGAUACGCCUUGGGUCUAUUGAUCAGGCUGGUGGAAACCUGUAUCUCAAUGCCGAGCUGGUGGUCAAGGUUGCGCUGGAUGCCGGGGCUGACGGCAUUCACCCAGGCUACGGAUAUCUGAGCGAGAAUGCCGACUUUGCAACGGCCGUCCUAGCCGCUAGAAUCAAGUUCAUUGGCCCAAGUGCUUCUACCAUGUCAACCUUGGGCGAUAAGCGAUCGGCCAAGGCCUUUUUGCGAGAAAAUGAUCCCACGGUGCCGCUGAUUCCCGGAUUCGCCGGGUCCAGCAGCAAUGCCAAUGUGGACAUGGACAAGGUUGCCAAGCAAAUCGGAUACCCGAUUAUGCUCAAGGCAUCUGCGGGUGGCGGUGGCAAGAGAAUGCGUAUCGUAUCCAACCCAGAACAGCUGCAGUCGGGGCUGGAGAGAGCACAGCCUGAGGCCCAAAGAUUCUUUGGAUCCAGCGACUGCAUCUUGGAAAAGUACAUUGAGGCCUACAAGCACAUUGAGAUACAAAUCAUUGGCGACAGCCAUGGCAACGUUGCCUCGCUGGGCGAAAGGGACUGCUCGGUGCAACGACGACAUCAGAAAGUGAUUGAGGAGACCCCGUCACCGUGGCUAACAGCCGAAAAGCGUCAAGAAAUGAGCGAUGUUGCCGUUAGGAUUGGCCAGCUUCUGCAUUACGAAAAUGCCGGCACUGUCGAGUUUGUGUUUGACGUCGCCACUAGCAACUUUUACUUCCUGGAAGUAAACACUCGCCUGCAGGUUGAACACCCCAUCACCGAAGAGGUCACGCGUCUAGAUAUCGUCUCGUUGCAAUUGUAUGUUGCGGCGGGGGGAAAUCUUUUGCAACUAGAGCCUCUGCAGAAUAUACCGCAGAUUGAUUAUGCUAUUGAGUGUCGUCUCUACGCUGAGGAUCCAGGCCGCGAGUUUUAUCCUAGCCACGGCUUGAUUCGGUUGUGGCAGCCAGCGACGUUUACGCCGUUUGCCAACCGCACUGUCCGCUUUGAGACGGGGAUUGAUACUGGCUCGCGCAUCUCCAUCUACUUCGACUCCAUGAUUGCCAAGAUUAUUGUCUGGGAGCCAAAUACGGCGCUUGCGCGGGCUACGAUGCGCCGUGUUCUGGCCGAGACGGCCUGUGUUGGCGUUGCCACAAACCACCUCUUCUCGCAGAGACCAUUUUCACAGUGUAAAACACCCUGA
Messenger RNA from [Torrubiella] hemipterigena, 1416 nucleotides. Lineage: Eukaryota; Fungi; Ascomycota; Sordariomycetes; Hypocreales; Clavicipitaceae. The record is from the annotation of a GenBank genome assembly.